Pediculus humanus corporis (human body louse) is the source of this 216-nucleotide messenger RNA. RefSeq lists its product as uncharacterized. Lineage: Eukaryota; Metazoa; Arthropoda; Insecta; Psocodea; Pediculidae. The transcript is spliced from 2 exons. Bases 1 to 216 code for a protein of 71 amino acids. The record is from RefSeq and is a predicted model, not a curated record.
AUGAGUGAGUGGAUUAUUGGAGUGCUUACAUUAGUUAUUUCAUUAUUACUUACUUUAUUAUUUGUCGGCUUUGGUUGGUAUUUAAUUUGGAAAUAUUUACUCUCACGAUUUUGGUUUGUUAGAGUUUUAUUCGGAUAUUCCGUUGAAUCCGAAGGAGAAAAAUCUACCCCUAAAAUUAACAAGACUAGGCCUAAAAGACUUCGAACUAUUAAUUGA